This is a messenger RNA of Austrofundulus limnaeus, 370 nucleotides long. RefSeq lists its product as uncharacterized. The record is from RefSeq and is a predicted model, not a curated record. NCBI's taxonomy places the organism in Eukaryota, Metazoa, Chordata, Actinopteri, Cyprinodontiformes, Rivulidae.
CAUGAGGAAAGGUCAGAUCAUCAACAUUAGCCGGCAGCUGCCCAGAGACGGACCCUUCAGGACCUACGUGGACCUGCAGAACCACUGGACCCGCCUGUACGGAUACAGACUCCCAGAUCUGGCAGAGGACCAGGUGGUCUACUGCAGCGUCUACUUCAGACCUGUGGGGGACAGACUCUUCACAUACCCUCUGAGCUGCAUCCGCCUGCAGCCCGCCCAGCUCUGUCCCCAGGUCCACCAGCAGGGGACGCUGGAGUCCUUCCUGUCUGACACCAGGGACCGGCUGCAGAGUGUGUGUGGGUUCCCCACACUCCUGACCACUGAACCCACUCACCCCACUGUCAGUCUAAACACAGCUGCCACCGUACAG